UGGUUGUGAGCCACCAUGUGGUUGCUGGGAAUUGAACUCAGGACCUUUGGAAGAGCAGGCAAUGCUCUUAACCUCUGAGCCAUCUCUCCAGCCCUGAGGGUGCCUCUUCUGUCUCUACUACGAUGCUCUAGUGGGCCCGCAGCCCCUUCCUGAGUGGACCCAGAACACCGAGAACUACCUGUACCCUCUCCUGGGUACCUAGGAAGUUCAUAUUUACCCUUUGUUGUUUGAGGUCUUUUAUUAGUUUGUUUCUGAGACAGAGUUGUGCUUCAGAGUUGUGGUCCCAGACUUAUCCCUGACUUUCAGACCUCCAAGCGAGGGAUGAUAGUGUGUGUCUCCACAGCCUGCUUCCCAUUUGCUCCGAGGCUGGUCAUGCUCCCCUGGGAGUGGGAUGUCCCAGAAUUAACCUCAACCAGGCUCCACUGAAAUCUGAUGGCCUCCAUGAGGUGGGUUCAUCCCAAUUGAGAGGCCUCUGCAUCUAAGAAAGUGGAGACCUUAGUGAAGAGGACCUGCCCCUGCCUGCCCCUGCCAGGACCUCAAAGGUGAGCCCUGCUGUCACACAUGCCGACUCUGGUGUCUUCAAGGCCACUAGGUGCAGCGUGGCCAGUGUUCUGUACUGGUGAGGGAGGGGCCUGCUUCUGCUCUUCCUCCAGGUGGGUUUCUUCUGCUGGGACAGAGCACCUCAUGAGAUCCUGCUGGGGGCCCUAAAAGAGAAGUCCUGUCCCAAGCCUGCUGUGUCUUUGUGCCCAGUCUUUCGCCUGCACACCAUGGGAGGGCCUCUCUGCGGUCUGCAGCCGUUUGCAUUUCCUGAAACCGGAUCUUGGUGUCAGAGCCGCCCCUGGGCCGGGGCGGGCGCCUCAGCCAUGGCCCUGCGCAAGGAGCUGCUCAAGUCCAUCUGGUACGCCUUCACCGCCCUGGACGUGGAGAAGAGCGGCAAGGUCUCCAAGUCCCAGCUCAAGGUGCUGUCCCACAACCUGUACACGGUCCUGCACAUCCCCCAUGACCCCGUGGCCCUGGAGGAGCACUUCCGGGAUGACGACGAUGGCCCCGUGUCCAGUCAAGGCUACAUGCCCUACCUCAACAAGUACAUCCUCGACAAGGUGGAGGAGGGGGCUUUAGUUAAAGAGCACUUUGAUGAGCUGUGCUGGACACUGACGGCCAAGAAGAACUAUCGAGCAGAUAGCAAUGGAAACAGCCUGCUCUCCAAUCAGGAUGCUUUCCGUCUCUGGUGCCUCUUCAACUUCCUGUCUGAGGACAAGUACCCACUGAUCAUGGUUCCCGAUGAGGUUGAGUAUCUGCUAAAGAAACUCCUGGGCAGCAUGAGUUUGGAGAUAGGCUUGGGCGAGCUGGAAGAGCUGCUGGCCCAGGAAGCUCAAGCAGUUCAGACCUCUGGGGGUCUCAGCGUCUGGCAGUUCCUAGAGCUCUUCAACUCUGGCCGCUGCCUGCGGGGUGUGGGUCGGGACUCCCUCAGCAUGGCCAUCCAAGAAGUCUACCAGGAACUCAUCCAAGAUGUCCUGAAACAGGGCUAUCUGUGGAAGCGAGGGCACCUGAGAAGGAACUGGGCAGAGCGCUGGUUCCAGCUGCAGCCCAGCUGCCUCUGCUACUUUGGGAGUGAAGAAUGCAAGGAGAAAAGAGGCACCAUUCCACUGGAUGCUCACUGCUGUGUGGAGGUGCUUCAGGACCGCGAAGGAAAGCGCUGCAUGUUUUGUGUGAAGACGGCUAGCCGCACCUACGAGAUGAGCGCCUCAGACACGCGCCAGCGCCAGGAGUGGACGACCGCCAUCCAGACCGCGAUCCGGCUGCAGGCGGAGGGGAAGACGUCGCUGCAUAAGGACCUGAAGCAGAAGCGACGGGAGCAGCGGGAGCAGCGCGAGCGGCGACGGGCAGCCAAGGAGGAGGAGCUGCUGCGAUUGCAGCAGCUGCAGGAGGAGAAGGAGAGGAAGCUGCAGGAGCUGGAGCUGCUGCAGGAGGCGCAACGGCAGGCUGAGCGGCUGCUGCAGGAGGAGGAGGAGCGCCGCCGCAGCCAGCACCGGGAGCUACAGCAGGCUCUGGAGGGCCAGCUGCGGGAGGCGGAGCAGGCCCGGGCAUCUAUGCAGGCUGAGAUGGAGCUGAAGAAGGAAGAGGCGGCCCGGCAGCGGCAACGCAUCGCCGAACUGGAGGAGAUGCAGGAGCGGCUGCAGGAAGCCCUGCAACUGGAGGUGAAAGCUAGGCGGGAUGAGGAGGCCGUACGCCUUGCCCAAACCAGACUACUGGAGGAGGAGGAGGAGAAGCUGAAGCAGCUGAUGCAUCUGAAGGAAGAGCAGGAGCGCUACAUCGAGCGAGCACAGCAGGAGAAGGAGGAGAUGCAGCAGGAGAUGGCGCUGCAGAGCCGUUCCCUGCAGCAAGCCCAGCAGCAGCUGGAGGAGGUGCGGCUGAACCGGCAGAGGGCGGACGAGGACGUGGAGGCCGCCCAGAGGAAGUUGCGCCAGGCCAGCACCAACGUGAAACACUGGAAUGUCCAGAUGAACAGGCUCAUGCGUCCGAUCGAGCCAGGAGAUAAGCGUCCCACCACCAGCAGCUCCUUCACUGGCUUCCAGCCCCCUCCCCUCGCUCGCCGGGACUCUUCUCUAAAGCGGCUGACCCGCUGGGGCUCCCAAGGCAACAGAACCCUUUCAGCCAACAGCAGUGAACAGAAGUCCCUCAAUGGUGGGGACGAGACUCCCACCCUGGCUUCUACCUCUCAGGAAGAUAAAGUGGACCCGGCGCCAGAAAACUAGCCUCUGAUGACCCUUGUGAUGCUGUGUCUACCAGGACCUGGCUACAGCGGGAUGUGGGUGACUCCAGCCUCUGUGAACGGUCCUGGGGCUACGGGCCCGGGUCUGCUGACCAGAAGUCGGUCCAAGAUAGGAUGUGGUUGCCAUUCUCGCCAGGUCCAGACCACAGAGGCUGUCUGGGGUGUUAAUGAUCAAGAAUAUGGUUCUGUGCUUCAGCCUCAAGGACCCUGUGACCAGGGCUGGGAAAGAAACUGAACAAUUAGUACAGAGGUUAUUUGUCCCCAAAGGUCAUCUGCCCUCUCCCCUCCAGACUACCACUAAGUCAUGGAGGCAUACUUCCAAAUAAAACUGCUCCCACCUG
This is a messenger RNA of Alexandromys fortis (reed vole), 3114 nucleotides long. RefSeq names its product DEF6 guanine nucleotide exchange factor (gene Def6). NCBI's taxonomy places the organism in Eukaryota, Metazoa, Chordata, Mammalia, Rodentia, Cricetidae. The record is from RefSeq and is a predicted model, not a curated record. The transcript has 12 exons. The coding region runs from base 768 to 2756 and encodes 662 amino acids. Gene Ontology annotation, cellular component: nucleus; cytoplasm.